AUGGCAGCGAUAAUCGAGGUGGCCGAUUCCGGGGGCGUGGUCGAGGAGGACGUGGUGGAGGACGCGGAGGACCGAGGAGAUCCCGGUCACCUGCGCAGUCAAUGCCCGAAACUGGUCCGACCACAAAGGUUUGCUAAUUCUGUCAUAAAACCAGAAGGACAUACAAUAGUGGUGACUGAUGAGGAAUUAGCUUUGUUCAACCAGCUGAAGGUGUCUUCCUCGCCGCCUCCAACUAAUCAUGACUCUGUGUCGUCUCAGUCGGCUACGUUCGUCCAAACAGGUAAUCCUGUCGCCUGUGUUUCUUCUUCUUCAUCUCGGAAAUGGGUCAUUGACUCAGGAGCUAGUGACCAUAUGUCAGGAUCUGUUGACGAAGGAGAUUAUUGGUAAAGGGAAGGAGACUGGUGGGUUGUAUGUGCUGGAUCAACUGGUUCCUCGUGGGGUUGCUUCUGUCAGUCUGCUGGGAAACACAACUCCUUUUCAAUUACAUUGUCGGUAUGGUCAUCCGUCUCUACCUACGUUGAAGAAAUUGUGUCCACAUUUAGAGUCUUUAUCUGUUUUACAGUGUGAGUCGUGCGAACUUGCCAAACACUGUCGGGGAACUUAUUUACCUAGAGUCAAUAAUAGGGUGGAGUCGUUAUUUCAAUUGGUUCACACGGAUGUGUGGGGUCCAUGUCGUGUGUCUUCGAAAUCGGGGUUUAGGUACUUCGUAACCUUUGUAGAUGAUUUUUCGAGACAUACUUGGUUAUAUUUAAUGAAGUCUAGAGAUGAGUUAUUUACUAU
Messenger RNA from Ipomoea triloba (trilobed morning glory), 780 nucleotides. RefSeq lists its product as uncharacterized. The coding region runs from base 1 to 387 and encodes 128 amino acids. The transcript has 3 exons. The record is from RefSeq and is a predicted model, not a curated record. NCBI's taxonomy places the organism in Eukaryota, Viridiplantae, Streptophyta, Magnoliopsida, Solanales, Convolvulaceae.